UGCGGAUCUAUUUCACUGUGACACCUCACUGCGGAGCUGACGGAGAUAUUUCACUGAGGCACCUCAACAUGGCGCUGGAAGACCGAAUCACACCGAGCCGCGAAAACUGCGACUAUACGAGCUGUUACUGUGAGGAAAAUGUUUGGCGUCUCUGUGAGCUCGUCCGGAGAGAGAGAGCGGCUCAGCUGGAGGACAUGUUUGUAGUUUUUAUCUCCAAUGAGAAACGGACGGUUCCUCUCUGGAGGCAGAUGUCUGGACGGGAGGGUCAGCCGGUCGUCUGGGAUUACCACGUGGUGCUGCUGCAGACGGGGUGCCGCUCUUCUUCUGUGGUAUAUGAUCUGGACUCUGAGCUGCCGUUUCCCUGCAGCCUGCAGCUGUACGCCGCCGAGGCCCUGAGGUCAGACUGUGGCAUCAUACCCGCGUACCACAGGAAGUUGCGUGUUGUUCCCGCUCAAAGCUUCCUGUCGAACUUUGCGUCCGAUCGAUCGCACAUGAAGGACUCUGACGGCUCUUGGAAGAUGCCCCCCCCACCCUACCCCCCCAUACACACCACAGAGAACCAGAUGAACCUGGAUGACUUCAUCAGUAUGCGCCCUGCUGUUGGCUGGGGGCGGGUUCUUAGUCUGGAUGAGUUCCUGCAGAGACACCUGGGAGGGGCCUCACCUUCAUCACCAUCUUCAGCAGCUUUAUCUUUGUCUCCCUAGUGCCAAUAGAGUUUUGGGGGUAUAUCCCAGUUUAGUACCAUACAGUGAUCAUCAUGUUUUUGUUAUCAUAAAUAUUAUUUAUAUUCUUGCUUUUGUCCCCAGUGAUUGGCUGUCAAUCUGUUGUUUACAGUUGACUGUUUGUAAACGUUAGGGUCAGAGGUCUGACUGAAACAUGUUGCUGUUUGUAUUAAGUGUGUGUAAAUAAACCUGUGUUUAUGAUGA
This is a messenger RNA of Eleginops maclovinus (Patagonian blennie), 926 nucleotides long. It is a transcript of the gene ntaq1, whose product is annotated as N-terminal glutamine amidase 1. Bases 69 to 704 code for a protein of 211 amino acids. Gene Ontology annotation, cellular component: cytosol; nucleus. The record is from RefSeq and is a predicted model, not a curated record. The transcript has 6 exons. Gene Ontology annotation, molecular function: protein-N-terminal glutamine amidohydrolase activity; protein-N-terminal asparagine amidohydrolase activity. Lineage: Eukaryota; Metazoa; Chordata; Actinopteri; Perciformes; Eleginopidae.